AUGGCAAGUAAAUAUUCUGGAUUUUUAAAAGUGUUUAUUAUAUACCACUUCGUUUUUAUCACUUUACUUGUUCAUACAAUCAGUGGAUACACUUGUAAUCCUGGGACUGGAGAAAUUUUACUUCGAAGCUCCGCACUCAGUUCAAUGGAGAAACGAACAGAAAACGAUAUGACAUUCUACAGUAACAACAAACUAGAGAAAAAUACGCAGUCAGUAAAACAAGGCAUAUUCACCUCACCACAAUGGCCUAAACCUUAUGAAUCUGGGACACGUUGUGUAUAUCGUUUUAUAGCGGAUGUUGGUGAGAAAGUUCAUAUCAAGUUUGAUCACUUUGUAUUAUCAGGCGAUAUGCCAAGUUGUUCAUUCGACUUCUUGGAUGUGUAUAUUGAUGUUGCUUCGUCAACUUUAGAUCUAGAUAAACAAGCUGCACUACUUUCAGAAGCCUCAUCAUCCUCAUCAUCCUCAUCGUCCUCCUCAUCAUCAUCGCCCAAUGAACUACAUACAACAACACCAUUUUCAGCGGCUGCUUAUUCUUCCGUAUUAGAUAAAUCAGAUUUAUUGGGUCGAUACUGUGGUGAUUAUCUAUCAACCAAUCCUAUCACAUUUAUUAGUUUACACAGAGAGAUCGUACUGGAUUUUUAUUCAGAGUUAGGAAAAAUUGCAAUUCCUCGAUUUACAACAGGCAAAUUUUCUGUUUUUGGUUUCAACGGAACAUUUGAAUUUAUAAAUGAUGAUGCAUUUUAUCCUGGUAAGGCUGUUUCCUUUUCCGAAUUGUAUAUACCAUCAGAAGAUGACAUUAUUACGAAUGCUGGUAUUGUCACUACUGCCCCAUCUAUCACUAGUAGCAACUGUCGGUUUCGUAUUGAAGCAAAUCAAAUUUUCAAACCUAACAUAAACGGAGAUAUGAGUCAACUGGAUGAAUUAUCAGGUGAAUUAGUUUCACCUACCUAUCCAGGUUACCAACCUAACAAUCUUAUUUGUGCAUAUCAGUUAAUUGGGCUUCCAUAUCAGCGAAUUAGUCUGGAUAUUUUGGACAUAGAUUUAUACUCAGGAUCACCAGGAUGUCCAAAAGAUUAUAUUCAAUUCUAUGAUGGCAUUCAAAUAGACAAUACUAGCAUAAAUCGAAAUUCUAUUGGUCAGCGAAUAUGUGAUCAGUCAGAUAUUAUUCAUAUUGUAUCAACUGGACCAAGUUUAGUGAUACUAUUUGUAACUGGUCAGAUUCAAUCUUUAGAUUAUGUGAAUAACAAAAAGGAUAAUACUGUGAUAAAUGCAUUAAAUAUAACACGUCGGGGUUUUCGACUACGUUAUACAUUCAAUAAAAAUUUAUUACCUGUCAGUGAAAUACCCGGAGGUGAACAUGUCCGUGGAACAGAAUGUGAUUAUGUGAUAAAGAGCCAAGAUUCUUUGGAAAAACAGUUUGAAUCACCUACAAUGAAUAAUAAUUUCGUAUUAGCUCCAAACAGAGUAUGCAAUUUCAUAUUUAUCGGAGACCAAUUCAAACAAUACAUUGAAAGUGUAUCCAUUGGAUUUGAACGAAUCGAAUUACCAAAGUCAAGUGAAGGAAGUCAAAUAUGUGAUCGUGGACACAUGGCAGUUUAUGGUAGUAGAUUGUUAACUGGUGAGCAAAUAAUCAAAAAACCAAUCUAUGAAUAUUCACAUGAAAUACUUCAGUCUAAUAAAGAACCCGAUCAUGUGUUCUGUGAUAGAUCAAAUGAAUUAGAUUUACUCAAACUAGGAUCAGGCCCUCAAAGUCAUUAUUAUCCAAUCGUCGGACGACAUAAUGUUCUACUGGUGAGAUUUAAUUCAACAGGAGCCGACCUUCCCGGUUUAAAUAUGAAGUUUAUUUUGAGUUACAGGUUUAAAAAGGAUUUUGGUAUUCCCGGUACAAUGAUUAAUCCUGAAAGUUGUCAGUUUAUGUAUGUACAUCCAUCAGAGUCAACAACAUCUGUUAUUUCGAUGUCAUCAUCUUCAUCGUCAUCCACAUCUAUCUCAAAAGAGAAUAAAACAAAUUUCAAAGGAUGGACUAAUUCACCUCUCUACCCAAAUAAUUAUCCGUUUAAUUCAGAUUGUUUGUAUAUAAUUACACCACAAAAUGAAUUUGCUGUAGACCAAUCCAUACGUUUAGUUUUCGAAACAUUCACAACUACCUAUCGCACCCAGUCGAAAGCAUCAGUUGAAAACCAAUCAGAAUCGGAAAAAUUUCAAAAUUGUCAUCAGGAUUUCCUUGAAAUAAUUCAAUUAUACAUUCCAUUAAAAGAAGAAGUAACGAGUGCACUGACUUCACGUGUCAACUAUCCACUAUUACUUGAAGUAUCGUAUGAUGUAUGGAUACAACGUUGGCAUAAUUUAGAGAAAGAACUACAAAUUUAUUUAGGUACAAAUCAGCAUAUACUAGAACCUAUAAGCAUAUACUGUGGGAAAUAUAUACCUGGUCCAAUAGUCUCAGAUUUAACUGCUACUGCCAUUUUAAUGAGAUUUCACAGUGGGCAAAAUACAACUUCAAAGGGAUUUACGUUAAGUUAUGAAUUUCUACCAAAACUACAGCUUAACCCAGUGAAAUCAAAAGUUGUUGAUAAACCAGUGAACAAUAAUGACAAUGAUAUUGAUGACAAGCAUUCAGCUAAAGCUGUUAGCAGCGGUUUGAUCACAUCACCGAACUUUCCUAAUUUAUAUACGAAGGAUUACAAUUAUGAAUGGUAUAUUCAAGGAACUACAGAGAAAAGUCACAUUCAACUAUAUUUUAAUUCAUUCGAUUUAGAAGGUUCCCAAUCGAAUUGUUCAAGAGCAGUUCUUCGAGUAUAUGAAGGUUAUAACGCGCAUAGUUCAUAUGAAUUUUGUGGAAAUCGCAAUGAACUUUUGCCUAUCAUUAUAACGAAUUCUGUAGCACGAAUAAAAAUGCACACAGCAACGGAUGCAUCCGGUUCAAAAGGAUUCGAGUUAAUUUGGACUGAUUUACUGCCAAUAGACCCUGAAACUGGCUGUAAGGGUUUCCUCUGUGAAAAUACUGGUCAUUGUUUAUACAAAGAUUUAGAAUGUAAUGAAGUUCCUAAUUGUGGGAUGUAUCAAAAGGAUGGAAAAUGGUUGAAGGAUGAAUCAGAUGAAGCAGGCUGUUCAUUGGGACUGAGUUACAAUUUAGCCCAUAUUGGUACAGGUAUUCUACUCGCUUUAAUUCUACUUCUUGCGAUAGCCUGUUUCAUUUAUUAUCGUGAAUAUAAACGCCGAAAACAUAUGCCACUGGAUCCUCUAACAGAAUUAACUGGUUCAAAGCCUUCACUAUCAUUCAAUCAACCCUCCCAUAGAACAAUGGCACAUUGUCCAAAUAAAAAACAACUACAUAAGUAUCAUAAUUCACAGAGUACAGGACUGUUAUCCGAUUUGUCAGCUGAGAAAGAAAUUAUUUUUACAGAUAUUGGUCCAAUAAAGAAACAUCCACAUCAGCAUCAUUAUCAUUAUCAUCAGCAUCAUCAUUUAUUGCAUUCACACCAGUUACCAUCACAUGCUCAUUCUCAUCGAGAUCAUCACCACAGUAAUGACAAAAAGAUGACUGAACAAAGGGGACACUCCCAUUUAAUUAAUGAAUCAUAUGACUGUCAUGGUUCACACUUUCUGUUGGACAGCCAACACGACUAUUGUCAUUCGAUUAGAUUAAAUAAUAAAAUACAACACAGGACAGCAUCACAUUCGGGAUCAUUAGCCAGAAAUGGCGGUGGUACAGUAAUAUCAGAUUCUGUACAUAGUUGUGGUGUUAGUAAUAAUAAUACAAGUGGUUUGAUCGUUGGAACUGGAGCAAAUUUGUCAACAGCCACCGACGGUGGGUUACUUAUCAGAGAGAAAAUGCAAAAAAUAUCGAUAGUUUAA
This is a messenger RNA of Schistosoma turkestanicum, 3858 nucleotides long. NCBI's taxonomy places the organism in Eukaryota, Metazoa, Platyhelminthes, Trematoda, Strigeidida, Schistosomatidae. The record is from the annotation of a GenBank genome assembly.